Messenger RNA from Erinaceus europaeus (western European hedgehog), 1120 nucleotides. It is a transcript of the gene IMMP1L, whose product is annotated as inner mitochondrial membrane peptidase subunit 1. Gene Ontology annotation, cellular component: membrane; mitochondrial inner membrane peptidase complex. Gene Ontology annotation, molecular function: serine-type endopeptidase activity. The record is from RefSeq and is a predicted model, not a curated record. Lineage: Eukaryota; Metazoa; Chordata; Mammalia; Eulipotyphla; Erinaceidae. The coding region runs from base 520 to 1020 and encodes 166 amino acids. The transcript has 8 exons.
GGAUUCUGAAUCCAUGAAUCAUUCAUAUGUGCUUUGAGAAAAUCUGUGGGUGUUUUUGCCGGCAGUGCUGCGACAACCCCCAAAGUUGAAUGUUUUGUAGAGUAAGACCUAUGGUGAAGCGACUUCCAGUCAUUUGGAAAGGAUGGGAUGAAAAGGAACCUUGGUGAUAAUUUUGAUGUCUGCAAGAUUUAGUACCAGUGUAAUGGGAUUAUCGGUAACACCUUCACUGUAGAAAAAGCCACCUGGUGCUAUAACUGGCAGCAACUGAGAACUAAUCCUUUCCCAUCUCUUGGAUGUCAUUCAUGAAGCUCAAAGUGAUUUCUAUUCUGCUAACUGUGAUUAAUUUUAUAAACAACAAUCAAAAAAUCAGUAACUUCCAUUCUGGGUCUCACAUGGGCAUACAUCUUUCAGUAACUAUAUAAAUUAUUAUGAAAAAUGUAUUUCUAUAAGUAUUCUUGGAUUUGAGAUAUCACAAAGCUCUUAGGAAUGUGCUAAUGGUGGCAGAGUCUAUAUAGAACUAUGCUUCGUGGUGCUCUGGGAAAAACCUUUCGACUUCUUGGCUACACUAUUCAGUAUGGCUGUAUAGCUCAUUGCGCUUUUGAGUACGUUGGUGGAGUUGUAAUGUGUUCUGGACCAUCAAUGGAGCCCACAAUUCAAAAUUCAGAUAUUGUCUUUGCAGAAAAUCUUAGUCGACAUUUUUAUGGUAUCCAAAGAGGUGACAUUGUGAUUGCAAAAAGCCCAAAUGAUCCAAAAUCAAAUAUUUGUAAAAGAGUAAUUGGCUUGGAAGGCGACAAAAUCCUCACCAAUAGUUCAUCAGAUUUCUUUAAAAGUCAUAGUUAUGUGCCCACAGGCCAUGUUUGGCUAGAAGGUGAUAAUCUAAAGAAUUCUACAGAUUCCAGGUACUAUGGACCUAUUCCAUAUGGGUUAAUAAGAGGACGAAUCUUCUUUAAGAUUUGGCCUCUGAGUGAUUUUGGAUUUCUACGUGACAGUCCUAACGGCUACAGAUUUUCUGAUGAUUAGCGAGCAUUUAAAUUUUCUGGUUUUAUUAUUGUUUCCUUUUCAAGUGAAUUUCUUAUUACCACUGAAACCAUGUAUUUACAAAUAAAUGAUUUGCUACUGA